Molecule: messenger RNA, 5066 nt
Organism: Trachymyrmex cornetzi
Lineage: Eukaryota; Metazoa; Arthropoda; Insecta; Hymenoptera; Formicidae
Exons: 9
Coding region: 335-5059 (1574 amino acids)
Biological process (GO): tRNA methylation
Cellular component (GO): cytosol
Source: RefSeq, a predicted model, not a curated record
CUAGAUGAUUGCUCUGUACAUGAGAUAGUACAAAAUAGUUGUUAAUAACUGUUUUCUACAUUAUUACGACUACAUUCAGGACUUGUCUUGAUGGUGGAAUGCAAAGUUCUGAAAAAUCAGAUUUAUCGAAGCAGGUCGAUAAGGAAAGCCAAGCAGUUCUCGAUUUUCAAAUGGCAGAUAAAAACUUACACACACACAAUUGAAAAUAUUAUUUUAACAUUACCCAAUAUAUUAUGAAAUAGAAAUCUCGCAGAAAAAACAAACCAAACGAAACAGUCAAAUUACAAAUAAUAGUUUUUAUUGAAUAUAAAAUACUGAACACUGAUGCACAAAAAUGGAACCGUACGAUGUGUUCAACAAAUUGCAGAACUGCCAAAACGAUAUACCGAUUUUCCGAAAAUUGAUAAGUACUGCGCGCUUGCACGAUUCGACGGGCGAAAGCGUCAAAGAAUGGCAAACAAUUCUAGCACACAUUAUAAAGAUAAUUAGUAACAAUUCCGAAUUGGGGAAUGAACGCAUUCUUUUAGCGUGCCAUGCAUUCUACGCGUUACUUCCGACGCAAUACGACUCGCACGCUCUCAAAGACAUCAUAAUUGGUUUCCAAAAACUGGAUUCGUGCAAUUUAUGUUUCCUCGAGAAGCAAUACACCGUUUCCGAUCUCGAGCUCUUCAAGUUACUAAAUGCUUAUGGAUAUCUGCAAGUGAAUCGGAAAGAUGUUCUUGAAACGUGCUUCGAAUAUGACGCUCUCUUAAUUAUGUUUGAUGUAAUAUAUAGAAAUUGUAUGAAAUAUACGAGAUACACUUAUUUCGCGUAUAGAGUAUUGUCCGUGUGGUUGAAGAGAUUAAGGAAUACGACGGACACGCGCUUUUGGGACAAACAGAAUUGUAUUUUAGAACAAAAGUUGGAAGCAAUUAUAUUCUCUAAUUGGUCCAAUGUGCUUAAUAAUUUAUGCAAGCAGAACGCAGAAAUUUUCAACAUGUAUCUCCGGAUAAUGUUACAGAAACAUAAAAAACCGUUCAUAGAUAAUGUAUAUCAGAUAUGUCUUCAAGACAUGUCGUGGCAAAACGAAACAAAAUACAUCAUUCUAACGGAAAUUUUACAAGUACAUGAUAUUAAAGUCCAAACUAUACAGUGUUUUUUAUUUGAAUUAUGCAAUAGUUUAACAAAAAUUUCUUUGCGUUGUGGCGGUACAAAGCUUUAUAUGACGAUUUUAAGGAAACUAAACGAGGCCGAAUGGAAGGAAAUGUUCGGGGAAGUUAUGAAAUUCAUUAUUGACCGCUGGGAAUCGGGAAAGCAUGUGGAUCACAACGCUCUUCAAUCGUUGUUUACAUAUUGGCUCGAACCGACUAUUGAAAUAUACAGAAACAUUUUGCUAUUCUUAUGGGAAUUGUGCAGUGAUACGCAGGGAUACUUUUUUCGUUCGCAUCUGCAAAGAAUGGCCGCUAAAAUACAUGUAGAACUGCCACAAACGCACGAAAUCGAUUGUUAUAUAGACAACAAAGAAGAAAUUAUACGAUUGAAUGCUUUUGCAGUGCUUUGUUAUCGCGCUGUCGAGCUGAUCAAUAUUAACGAAGCAGACCCAUUUCUUCUGAUAAAACAAUUUCUGUGGUUUAACGCCAAUACCGCAACGAUUCUUAUGAGAGAAGGAAUAAUAAAAUAUUUCAGAAUAUUGUGCUCGAACAUCUUGAAAGCGAUCAGCGUUAAAACCGAUUGUGUACUAUCUAUUUCUGAAUUUAUGAAUUGGCUGCACGAAUACUUCCUGGAUUGUUUCGAAAUUGGCUCGUGCUAUCAACGCAAAAUUCUCGCUUUAAAAUUAUAUGGGACCUUACUCUCUUUUACAAAUAAAAGUUUGCACAAGAACUACACCCGUCAUAAAAAAUGCCUUCACAAUAUUGUAGCGAUCGAUAAGUACUUGAAGACCACUGAUAGUUCAAGUAGGUUACUAAAAGGAAUCUUUCUUGGAGGUUUAAGGAAUCUUUGUAGGAGGUUUACCAAUAAGGAAUCUUUGUUCUUGUUAUUAAGACUCGUGCUAGAUUCUGCAAUUGAUGUUAGACAACUAGCUAGCACUCUCAUUCUGGAAUAUUUUGGAAAGGAUACUUUGUUAACUACAGAAAAACGCAUACUCUAUAAUUGUGCGUGGGAGCAUUGCAAUUCUUCGAAAUUCUACAAAAUUGAAAGCGGAGCAAUUCUCGUAAAGAUAAUUGCACAUUGGUUGCCUUUAAACAACAUUUCUAACGAGGUCUCUAAAAACGCAGCUGCGAUAUUUUCCGACAAUGAGCAUAAUAAUAUUCUCGUUUACUCGAGUUAUUCAGAAUUUCUAUUGAAUGAAGCUAAAUGUCAAUUGGCAGAGAUAAAAAGCGAUAUUUUAAAAGCCAUUGUCAAAAAUAGACCAUUUUAUGGUAUGUUGACCGCUUUAUUAGCAGUUGCUUUUCGCGGUGGCCCAGAAAAUUGGGUUUUAACACCACAAUUUACGGAGAAAAUGCUUAGUCUUUUGAAAGACGCUGUUGAGUUCUUUUUAUCCACGUUUUCUAUCAAAGCAUCAAAUACAGUUUAUUCCUCCUCGUUUGCGGAGAUGGGACUGGCUAUUGAUGAAAAGAUAAAAACCAGUGAAAUAGAAGAUUUUGAUUACGACGAAUUACAAUUGUCACCUGCACAUCAAGUACUUAUCUCGUGUAUCUGGAUGUCCUUAAAGAUAUCAUGUGAGAUCGCUAGUGAAAUUGGAAUGUUGAUACAGUCCAAUGCACAUGUAAAACGUUCCAUAGAUAUUAUUGUUAUGGUGCUACUGAAGUGUCGGCAUAAAGGCGUAGUAGAAUGUGCUGGUGUAACCAUUGCAAAUUUAUCCAAAUGUUUGUAUAACGAAGAUAAGUACUCUGAGCUACCAAAAAUAUAUCUGACGUGUUUGUUAGAAGAAGAUACGAAAAAAUCGUUGCAUUUAACACGACGAGGUGCUGGAUUAUCAAUCAUGUUUCACAAAUUAGUCGUCAGUGAUAAUCGGAACAAUCGGCCUACAGUGCAUUUUGCAGUGGAAACAUUAUUGCACUCGUUGAAAAACAUCUCAGUGACAAUUGUUAGAAAUGUCGAGACCGGAGAAGACUCACCAUGGGCGAAACGUCUGCAUUUCCUGCGUGCAUUAGUAGCUGACAAGGAAAUCCACGCGCAAUUAGUUCCAUAUAUGGAGGAUAUUUGUUUAACGUGUUUCAAAUACAUGGAAUCCGAUGUUUGGACUGUAAGGAAUGCGAGCUUGCAAUUGUACGGCGCAGUGGUGCCGAGAUUGGUGGGACAAUGUACCAGGAAAGGUGAUGAGGCAUUUGAUUUUGGCGAUGGUUACUCCGUCAAUCACUUCGUCACGCACUAUCCGAUGUUAACGAGUCAUAUGUGGGCACAGCUUCGAGAUGUCUCGAAAAUACGCGGAACUUCAAACACGGCGUUGCGAUCCUAUUCUAACGUCGUACACACGCUUAUAGUUUUGUCAAAGCUGUCGACGAGCGGCUGCGAUCUUGUCGAUUAUCCCGCGAGGAUAUUCGCAACAAAAUUCAAACAUUUGUUGCUCACUUUUCUCGGUAAUCCAAUGAUACACGUCAGACAAUUAGCUGCGAAAGCGUAUACGGCUCUCACGCCUUUCAAUAAAACCAAUUCGGAGAUAAAAGCGAUCAGACAGAAGAUUCUUUCAAGUCAUGACAAUAAUAUGUCGCACGGAUGUUUAUUAACUUGUAAAUAUUUAAGAGAAAAGUUUAUUCACAAUACACGUAAUCUCGUACACGAGAUAAAAGAAGACUAUGGCAAAGUUUAUUGGACUGGAAAUCUAGGAAAUAGUCGAUACUUCAACAUAAUAGAGACGUGGAAUAAUAUGCGCGUACAUAAAAAAGUUGCACAACCGUGUUAUAUUUUGGAAACAUUAUUUCUACAGGAAGCAUCCUCUCAUACGCACUUCACAGAUACAUUAUCUUUCCAUUACAAUUUACCAAUAACUGAAUGUAUAGUAUCGUCGCAGAAAAUCCAACCAGGAUUUUUUCAAUUCGUUGGAUAUUGUGAGCAGCUACUCGUGGCAUAUUUUAAAACAUUUGGAUCAAAAUUUGAUGAUUUCGAACAAACAGCGAUACGCAAUAUUCUGAACUCGAGUUGCACCGAACAAGGCAUCGAAUUUUUAAAAAGUCUGUCACAUUGCGCCCCUUUGUUGGAAUUUAUACUCAAGUAUUUGACAUCGAUAAGAAACAAUUAUCAUCAAUUACUUCUCGAGGAAAUAAUAACGUUUACAUUGAGAACUAUAAGACAUGCUAGUUUGGAGACUAACAAACUGGAAUUUGAUGAGAUAAUAGAGAAGUUUAAUGAGGUAGAGAUAGCGGUCGCGAAUUCGAACAUAGCUCGCGUAAAGAAUUCAUUGAUCUUAGCAUUUUCUAAACGCGAAACGUUGAUAAACCAAGUACUGUUGCAUGUGUCCGAUAUAUGUAUGGAUGAGAAGCAGUCCGUGCGGUUGAUGGCGGCAGAAUACCUCGAGCUCGUCUUGCAUCGUUUCGCACAGCUGCAGGACGGCAAUAAAUUAAUAAUUAUGCGAUGCUGUUUGAUUCUGCUGAAGGACGAGAUCACCGAAAUACGUGAGAUUAUGUCGACAUUAUUGCAAAUGCAUGUAUUCCGCAAAUGUAUCGGUACCGCCUCGCGUCGAUUGCAACACGAAGAAAUAGUGUACCAACGAUUUUUAUUAGAUGUUAUUCGUAAUCAUAUUGCCGAUAAUAGCGUAGAGUUUAUACAAUAUUUCACACAUGCCAUCCAAGACGGCGAUUCUAACGUGACGAUCGAAAAUCCGUUUCAUCAUAAUGAUAGUAUUUUCCAUAAGGAGGAAUCCAAGUUUUUAAAUAUAUGCUUCCUUCACGAUAGUACGGACGAUGAUCGCAACAGCCACGAAAAUUCUUCGGAUGUUGUACAUGCGAUAGAAGCGAAACGCUUCAGGAAAUUGCAGGAAAAAGCUGGCUUUAGCUAUGAUGAUUUACGAGUGAUUUUGUAUUUGAAAGAGAUUGAUUAUAUGGUGCAGAAGCGAGAUAUCAUUAUACAGCAGUGGAAAUAGUAUAAUU